Exophiala oligosperma is the source of this 1080-nucleotide messenger RNA. RefSeq lists its product as uncharacterized. The transcript has 3 exons. NCBI's taxonomy places the organism in Eukaryota, Fungi, Ascomycota, Eurotiomycetes, Chaetothyriales, Herpotrichiellaceae. Gene Ontology annotation, molecular function: oxidoreductase activity, acting on the CH-OH group of donors, NAD or NADP as acceptor. The record is from RefSeq and is a predicted model, not a curated record. Bases 162 to 1040 code for a protein of 292 amino acids.
CACACAUCGAAAUACUCUGAAGAUCAUACAAUACAUACCUAGGUACUGUUGCUGUCCUUCGAUCGCGAUCUUUGAAUAUAUAAUAUAAAAAACACAUCCUCUCCUAUUGCCUUUCUCCUCCGACCCUCCUUUCUCUCGUCACCUCUACACAACCAGUCACCAUGGCUCAACGAGCGCAGCAAAUCGCCGGUCACCUAAACUACCCCUCGGGCAUGCUGGCCGGGCAGGUCGCCAUUAUCACCGGAUCAGGCCAAGGCAUCGGUGCUGAAUGCGCCCGUCUGUUCGCCAACGAAGGCGCCAAAGUGGUAGUGUGCGAUGUCGACAGCUCCAAGUCCGACGCGGUCGCCUCAUCGAUCAACGCCACCACGCCCAACUCUGCCAUAAGCGUGCCCGGCGACGUAACCGACCCCAACUACUUCCCCGUGCUGGUCAAGAAGGCGGCCGAGUUUGGUGGCGGGAAGAUCCACAUCAUCGUCAACAAUGCAGGAUACACCUGGGACGGGGUGAUUCACAAGAUGGGGGACAAGCAGUGGGACACCAUGCUGGCCGUACACAACACGGCGCCGUUCAGGCUGAUCCGCCAGGCGGCCCCGUUCUUCCGAGUCAAGGACGGCGAGAACAGGUGUAUCGUCAACAUCAGCAGCGUGAGCGGCACGCACGGGAAUGCGGGACAGGCGAACUACAGUCUCGCAAAGGCCGGUGUGGUCGGACUGACCAAGACGAUUGCGAAGGAAUGGGGACCUCAGUUCGGCGUCCGCGCCAACACAAUCGCCUUUGGUCAUAUCAACACGCGUCUCACACAAGCCAAGGAGUCGGGUGCCUUCAUCACCACCCCGGACGGCCAGCGCAUCGCUCUGGGCAUCCCGUCGGCUCAAUUGGCGUCCCGGAAGGGGGACGAUGCUAGUGCGUACAAGGAUAUCCCGCUGGGACGACCUGGCACAGCCACCGAGGCAGCCGCUGCCGUGCUGGCAACGUGCAGUCCGCUUUUCAGCUAUGUAAGCGGACAGACAAUCGAGGUUACAGGUGGAAGAUUGAUAUAGAGAAAGCGUAGUCUGUAAAAAGUGAGCUGAUUAGAAAAGG